AUGAACUUUGGCUUAGAACGCAUCCAUUUUCUACUCUCAAAACUCGAGAAUCCGCAUCUUCGCCUAUCCGUAAUUCAUGUUGGCGGAACUAACGGUAAAGGAUCCGUAACAGCCUAUAUAGACUCAAUCCUUAUAAAGGCCGGCUAUAAAACAGGUCGAUACAACUCUCCUCACCUUCUCGAACCACGCGAUUCAAUCCGCAUCAAUGGCAUACCCAUCAAUAAGGAAUCUUACCAGCGCGUUCGCAACCGUGUCGAAACCGUCAAUUCAGAGUCUGAUAUCAGGGCAACGUCUUUCGAGCUAUUGACGGCAGUAGCACUAUGCUGCUUUGAUGCUGAGAAAGUAUCGAUUGCCGUCAUUGAAGUAGGCCUAGGCGGCGCCAAAGACGCGACAAAUGUAUUUCCCUCGCCGCUCAUGAGUAUUAUCACGGCCAUCGGUAUGGACCAUAUGGAAAUAUUGGGCGAAACAAUAGACCUUAUUGUCAAGGAGAAGGCCGGUAUACUGAAGCCAAACGGUAAAGCAAUUUUUGCCCCCCAAAUUCCGGCGGUGCAGCAAAUUCUGGUGGACUGUGCAAUUAAUAUCGAAUGCGAUGAGUUUAUUAUCGUAAAUGCUGCCACUUGGGUUAACGGUAAUGUGCGCAUGUAUCUCGACGGCUGUUAUUUCGACUUUCAUAUUCCGCUUCUCGGCGACUUUCAAUUGGAGAAUGUUGCAGCGGCUAUAACAGCAAUUCUUUCAAUUCGUAAACAUGUCAGCGAGUUUGCUUCAAUCACCUAUACUCACAUCAAAGAAGGAGUAAGGGAUACCAAAUGGCCGGGAAGGCUUGAGUGGAUCGACGUUUCGUCAGUGUUAGGCGGGAGCCAUCAAAGAAUACUAGUUGACGGUGCUCAUAACAUGCUAGCUGCAUCUGCUCUUCGAUCCUUUAUUGAUAAAGAGUUUGACGGGAUUAAGCCAAUUCAUUGGAUAAUUGGCAUGAAAGACGGUAGAGAUAUCCCUGCAAUGCUUAGAUUACUUCUUAAAAGUCACGAUUCAGUGUAUGCCGUAAUAUUCUCCGACGUUGAGGACAUGGCAUGGAUACACCCAUGCAAUCCGGAUCUCAUUGUAGAUAGCGCAAAGGGGAUCCAUACUGACAUGUUUGCGGAGUCGAGUGUAAAUUUGACUGCUGCCCUCCAAAAUGCAACAACGAGAAGCAAGAAUGACGCUGGAAUGAUGGUUUUAUGCGGAAGUUUAUAUCUUGUGGCAGAUCUUUACAGAUUACUGAAAUUAGAAGCGUAG
This is a messenger RNA of Paraglomus brasilianum, 1272 nucleotides long. Lineage: Eukaryota; Fungi; Glomeromycota; Glomeromycetes; Paraglomerales; Paraglomeraceae. The record is from the annotation of a GenBank genome assembly.